AUGGAAGAAAUGGAAGUGGAUCAGCCACAACCACACCAUCAAAGUGAGAAACAAAUAUUCCAUAGAUGCGCGAGAGAUAAAGCCAGAGACUUUCGUGCUAAAAGCUAUGGUACUCUUAUUCAGCCCUAUGAGUUUAGUUGUUCUCAAAAUGGAGUACUUGGAGAAAAACAUGGUUUUAUACAUUAUUCAAAUAAAGCAAUAGCUUUUGCUGGGAAUCCGGAAGAAGGAUUUGAUUCAACAGAAGUGCAGAAACUAGCAGCUACUUUCUUAGUUGAGAAUGAAUUGCCCUUUAAUCAGCUAGACUCAAUUGGGCUGAACCCAGAAAUUGAUAUAGGGAUUGUUAAGACCCAUGGUGUCGCCUAUAAUAGGGAGAUUGCAAGAACUGUGACAGCUUAUGCUCACAUCCCCCAAAGUGUAGACUCCUGGUUAAAUUCAUUAAGAAUUCAAGGUUCCGUUAACGUUCCCACAAUUUUAAAAGAUAGUAUUAGGGAUUUGUAUGAGCUACUUGAGAGGUUAUGGGACAAAAACAUGACAGUAGAUGAUGUGCACCUUAGUGGAACUUAUGGUCUCAAUGGCGACAUGAUGCAAAUUAAGCCAUCCCAUGUUCGUGUAAGGAAUCUUGGUGAUGCUAGGCGGCCUUUGCAAGGUUGGGCAGACAUGAUAUUCCACAAUAUUUUGAACCGCUGGACAAAUGAUGUUGAACUAAGUCACUUUCAUCAAUUCCUCCUUAAUCCAAAUAUAUGCAAAGAAGAUGUCCUCAAUCAUCCAUUCCUAGGAGACUCCGGCGCUAGGGAGGGCAUGUACAAGGAAUUGUUUAAAAGAAAAUUUACCCAACGUCAAAAAGAUUGGUUGCAGAACAACAUUAACACACAAGGGUGGCAAGUCCAAGUUGAUCCUGCUGAUCCAAAUACAGAUUUUGGUUUUAGAGAGAUUAUGAUUUUUCAGAAAGAAAAUAAGUGGGCCACAGCGUUUGAGCCAAAUACUUGGGGUGCCUUGCACUUUGCAAAAGUAGCCGUAUCCCAUUAUCACGAGCAUGAUCCUGUCGGGCAUCCCCAGCUUGAUGCUAAGCUAAAGGAUCUUCUACCUGGACUACUUGUUGGAGUAUAUGGUGCAACGUUUAAUCAGGGCUUUGUAAAAGGUCCCGGAUGA
This is a messenger RNA of Triticum turgidum subsp. durum (durum wheat), 1149 nucleotides long. The record is from the annotation of a GenBank genome assembly. Lineage: Eukaryota; Viridiplantae; Streptophyta; Magnoliopsida; Poales; Poaceae.